This is a messenger RNA of Rhinichthys klamathensis goyatoka, 3669 nucleotides long. It is a transcript of the gene prkd3, whose product is annotated as protein kinase D3. Gene Ontology annotation, molecular function: protein serine/threonine kinase activity; ATP binding. Lineage: Eukaryota; Metazoa; Chordata; Actinopteri; Cypriniformes; Leuciscidae. Gene Ontology annotation, biological process: protein phosphorylation. The transcript has 19 exons. The record is from RefSeq and is a predicted model, not a curated record. The coding region runs from base 765 to 3446 and encodes 893 amino acids.
AACGGAAACUGCGCGUGAGAGACAUGCGCGUACGCCAGUGAGAGAAAGAGAAAAACAUUUCUGCACUUUUGAAGCUCAACUUCACUUCUUCAGCUCGACAGACCUGCCAUUUCCUUCAGCCUUUACUUUCUCUGUCUGUGCGGCGUUCGUUAUUUGCCCGCGGAGAUGGAGAGCGCACAUUAAGACGCGUGUAAUGUGACAUGAGAAGAGGUUAGAAAGUUUUCAAAUCGAGCUCAUGUAACGAAGUCUAUAACCGAGCGAUGGUUAAUAGGCUAAAAUAAACCCCAGAAGCCUUAAACAAGAAACCCCGAAGCUUACAAGUCCUCGUUUUCCAUUGAUAGUAAGCCAAAUAUCUCUUCACUUGUCAGGGAAACGCCUUUCCAGCAUUGAAGAUAUGAGGAGCUGGAUUGCAAUGGAAAGCACUUUGUCAAGCAUCAUGCUGGCAUCCUGAUCGCUCAGCCGUGGAGUGACACUAUCAAUUCAACAUGUGCUGGAUAGUGCACAGACAGCCAUGAAUAUGCUAUCGGGAAUCCGUGUUUUUAGAGGGCGACGUAACGAAAAAUAGGCACCUUAUCCCUCGCUCCAAUUUUGCUGCCUCGUACACCACGGCUUGCGCAUGCCUGUGCCAAAUCUGUUACCCUGCCUUAGGACAGAAUAACAUUGUGUUUGAUUAAAAACACAACCUGUUCCCUCAUCGGAUAUCGGCCACGGUUUCCAAGCUUGUCCGUUUUACACAGUUUACUCUCAACCUGUGGAGGUAACUAAUGUCUGCCAGUAGUAGCACCUCUCCUCUGACCUUACCUAAACCCUUCGUCCACUCUCAGCAUCAGACUGCCCCCCCGACCCCCUCUCCAUCCCCCAGCCCUCCGGUGCCACUCUACGUCCGCCUCUCCAAUGGGAAUCACAGUGUCCCGAGCCCCACCUGCUCCCUUCACGGAGGAGUGUCCUUCCUCCUUCAGAUCGGACUCACCAGGGAGAUGGUCACCCUGGAGCCACACGAUCUGUCACUCAAUUCGGUCAAGGAUUUGGUCUGCUCCAUAGUCGAUCAAAAGUUCCCAGAAUGUGGAUUCUUUGGCUUGUACGAUAAGAUCUUGCUCUUCCGCCAUGAUCUGAACUCAGACAACAUCCUCCAGCGGCUAAUGUCGGCAGAGGAUAUCCAUGAGGGAGAUCUUAUUGAGGUCGUCCUGUCUGCUCAAGCUACAGUGGAAGAUUUCCAGAUCCGACCUCAUGCUCUUUACGUCCACUCCUACAAAGCGCCCACGUUCUGUGACUACUGUGGAGAGAUGCUGUGGGGACUCGUCCGGCAGGGCCUCAAAUGUGAAGGAUGUGGCCUGAACUAUCACAAGCGAUGCGCCUUUAAGAUCCCUAACAACUGUAGCGGUGUAAGGAAAAGACGCCUUUCCAAUCAGUCUCUGCCCGGACCUUCGCUGUCUGUUCCCCGUCCUGCACCAGCCGAGCAUGCUGUCAUGGGCCUGGAAGAGCAGCGCCUCCAUCAGGAGCCAGGUAAGCGGAUGCCAUCGUGGAGCGGUCGGCCAAUCUGGAUGGAGAAGAUGGUGCUGGGACGUGUGAAGGUUCCUCACACCUUUGUGAUUCACAACUACACCCGUCCCACCAUCUGUCAGUACUGCAAACGGCUGCUAAAGGGGCUUUUCCGCCAGGGCAUGCAGUGUAAAGACUGUAAAUUCAAUUGCCACAAGCGGUGUGCUUCAAAGGUACCAAAAGACUGUCUUGGAGUCUUCAAUGGAGAGCCGGCCAGCCCUGGUCCUGACUCUGAUACCACGAUGGAAGUAGACAGCAGUGAUGUGAACAGCGAUAGCAGUCGGGGUCUGGAUGAUUCAGAGGAACCUACCACUCCAGAAGACAAGAUGUUCUUUAUGGACUCCCCCUUCAUGGACCGUGAGAAAGAUGAAGAACCUGUGAAGACCAUCAGCCCCUCGACCAGCACCAAUAUCCCACUGAUGCGUGUAGUUCAGUCCAUCAAACACACCAAACGGAGGAGCUCCACUAUGGUCAAAGAAGGAUGGAUGGUGCACUACACCAGCCGAGACAAUCUUAGAAAGAGACACUACUGGAGACUGGACAGCAAGAGUCUGACUCUGUUUCAGAAUGACUCGGGAGCCAAAUUUUACAAAGAGAUUCCCCUGUCAGAGAUCUUGCAGGUGGAGGUUGCGCGUGACUUCAGUAGUUUAGCCCUGGGAGGCAAUCCACACUGCUUUGAGGUCAUCACGGCCACCAUGGUGUACUACGUUGGGGAGAACACCGGCGGCCCCCACCUCCACAUACACAACCCUGCGCUGGCGGCCGGAGGCGUGGGGCUGGAGGUGGCCCAGGGCUGGGAGAGGGCCAUCCGCCAGGCCCUGAUGCCCGUUCCAGUAACACCACAGCCCAGCGUGGGCGCCGCUGCGGGACAGAAUAAAGAUCACAAGGAACUGUCCAUCAGCAUUUCUGUAUCUAACAGUCAAAUCCAGGAAAAUGUGGACAUCAGCUCAAUCUAUCAAAUAUUUGCUGAUGAUGUGUUGGGCUCUGGACAGUUUGGCAUCGUUUAUGGAGGGAAACAUAGAAAAACAGGCAGAGAUGUGGCCAUCAAAGUAAUAGACAAAAUGAGAUUUCCCACCAAACAGGAGAGCCAGCUGAGGAACGAGGUUGCCAUCUUACAGAAUUUGCACCAUCCUGGCAUUGUAAACCUAGAGCGGAUGUUUGAGACUCCAGAACGAGUGUUUGUUGUCAUGGAGAAACUCCAUGGUGACAUGCUGGAGAUGAUCCUGUCCAGUGAGAAGAGCAAACUUCCAGAGCGCAACACCAAGUUUCUGGUCACACAGAUCCUUGUGGCUUUGCGACAUCUCCAUUUCAAGAACAUUGUUCACUGUGACCUGAAGCCAGAAAAUGUGCUGUUGGCGUCUGCGGAGCCGUUUCCUCAGGUAAAACUGUGCGACUUUGGGUUUGCUCGGAUCAUCGGGGAGAAGUCUUUCCGGCGCUCAGUGGUGGGAACACCAGCGUACUUGGCCCCGGAGGUGCUGCGCAGCAAAGGCUACAACCGUUCCCUAGAUAUGUGGUCAGUGGGAGUCAUUAUCUACGUCAGUUUGAGUGGCACCUUCCCCUUUAAUGAGGACGAGGAUAUUAAUGACCAAAUCCAGAAUGCAGCGUUCAUGUACCCUUCAACACCCUGGAAAGAGAUCUCUGCAGACGCUACAGAUCUGAUCAACAAUCUUCUCCAAGUGAAGAUGAGGAAGCGUUACAGUGUGGAUAAGACUCUCAGUCAUCCAUGGCUACAGGACUACCAGACGUGGCUUGAUCUGCGAGAGUUUGAGACGCGCAGAGGGGAACGCUACAUCACUCACGAGAGUGAUGACGCACGCUGGGAAAAGUACGCUUUCGAGCACAGUCUGAUGUACCCUAAGCACUUCAUCAUGGCUCCAAACCUGGACGAUAUGGACGAGGACCCCUAGUGGCCAUAGGAGCUGAACUGAGAACGGGGUCAUUUGAAGACAGCAACCUGUUAAUGGUGUGUCGCUACGGAGACUGAAACACAUCAGCAAUCUGAAGCGGACGAUGAGGAGAGCAAACUGUCUCGAGGCCAGUGAGGUUGAGCGCUCUCGGGAUGUCCGCGAGAGUCAUGGAAACUGUGGAUCCUUUUUCAGAGCGUGGAAGUAUUCAAUGGAAGUGCGUUCA